Aspergillus mulundensis is the source of this 1110-nucleotide messenger RNA. Its product is annotated as putative D-arabinitol dehydrogenase ArbD. The coding region runs from base 1 to 1110 and encodes 369 amino acids. Gene Ontology annotation, molecular function: oxidoreductase activity, acting on NAD(P)H, oxygen as acceptor. Lineage: Eukaryota; Fungi; Ascomycota; Eurotiomycetes; Eurotiales; Aspergillaceae. Gene Ontology annotation, cellular component: intracellular anatomical structure. The transcript has 4 exons. The record is from RefSeq and is a predicted model, not a curated record.
AUGUUCAGGCCUGCGGUUGUUCGUCAAACGGUGAAGACCCUCAACCAGAGCUCUCGCCCAGCUGUUACUACUAAUACACCACAAUUAUUCCGCCGUCCUCUCUCUACCACAUUCGUUCGCGCCCAGAAAGACGACAAGAAUGAUCCCCUGGUGAAGGCUACCACAAGAGCUCCUGGAGGUGCGGCUGGAGAGAGCGAGGGAAAAUAUGCGCGUACAGAUGAGAGCCUUGUCGUUGAAUAUCCCGACGAUGCAGACAUGCCUCGCAGCCCUGUUGUCCAGGGUCGUGGAGGAAUGCACUUUAAGCGCACCCUUGCCCAAUUCUCUCUGGAGAACAGGGUGACUCUGGUUACAGGUGGCGCUCGUGGUCUAGGGCUAGUUAUGGGGCAGGGCAUAGUGGCCUCUGGCUCGAAUCUAGCCAUUGUUGAUUUGAACCGAGACGAGGCCCAGGAGUCUGCGCACAAGCUGGUGGAACAGUUUCAGAAGGAGAAUCCUGGAUUGGAAGAAUUGCCCAAAGUUACUGCUCACUACGCCGAUGUCUCAAACCCUGAUUCUGUGAACAAUGCCCUCUCAGAAGUCAUCGCAAAGCACGGCAAGAUUGAUCAUCUUGUCACAUCCGCCGGGUUUACAGAGAACUUCGACGCCAUCAACUACCCUUACGACCGAAUUCAGAAGCUCUGGGGUGUGAAUGUGAACGGCACGUAUUUGUUUGCUACUGGAGUUGCGAAGCACCUGAUGGAGCGCAAGGCUCCCGGCAGCAUUGUCAUGAUUGGUAGCAUGUCUGGUGCGAUCGUCAAUGUGCCUCAACCCCAAGCGCCCUACAACGCCGCCAAAGCAGCCGUCCGCCAUCUCGCUUCGUCCUUCGCUGUUGAAUGGGCUGGACAUGACAUCAGGGUGAACUGCAUCAGCCCAGGAUAUAUGCUGACUGCUCUGACCCGCAAAAUCCUAGACGAUAACCCCGAACUGCGGGAUAAGUGGAUCUCGCUCAUCCCCACCGGGAAGAUGGGUGUACCCGAAGAUCUAAUGGGCGCAGUGACUUUCCUCCUCAGCGACGCGUCCAAGUACAUCACUGGUGCCGAUCUCCGCGUGGACGGUGGCUACACCUUGACCUGA